Molecule: messenger RNA, 129 nt
Organism: Sclerotinia sclerotiorum 1980 UF-70
Lineage: Eukaryota; Fungi; Ascomycota; Leotiomycetes; Helotiales; Sclerotiniaceae
Exons: 2
Coding region: 1-129 (42 amino acids)
Source: RefSeq, a predicted model, not a curated record
AUGUCUGAGCUUUGGGAGAUCAUGAUCUAUCAGGUGAAAUUCCGUUACGAUUAUCCUUCGGAUAGUGAUUAUACCGUUUCUACUCCUGAUCCUUCUACAGAAUUUGAUGAUGAUGAUGUUACCGGAUAG